Messenger RNA from Frankliniella occidentalis (western flower thrips), 11860 nucleotides. It is a transcript of the gene para, whose product is annotated as sodium channel protein para. The coding region runs from base 780 to 7064 and encodes 2094 amino acids. Gene Ontology annotation, molecular function: voltage-gated sodium channel activity; calcium ion binding. NCBI's taxonomy places the organism in Eukaryota, Metazoa, Arthropoda, Insecta, Thysanoptera, Thripidae. Gene Ontology annotation, biological process: neuronal action potential; membrane depolarization during action potential; sodium ion transmembrane transport. The record is from RefSeq and is a predicted model, not a curated record. The transcript has 38 exons. Gene Ontology annotation, cellular component: voltage-gated sodium channel complex; plasma membrane.
CCCGCGGUGCCUGAGGUGCCUGGAGGGAGUGCCGGAGAGCCCUGCGCCCCGCCCUGCGCCCCGCCCUGCGCCCCGCCCGCCCUGAGCCGUAGUGUGUGUGAGUGUGAGAGAGAGGAUAGUCUGAACCGCAGCACCCCGCUGGGCCUGCUCGUCCAGUGCACGGAGAUACAGUGUUGGAAUUAGCGCCGCGGACCACGAGGAACGACAAGAAGGGGAAAACAAGUUAACUCAAGUCCAGCGCAGCGGAGCGCAGCCCUGCCCAACCCCUCGGUGUGUGUGGUCCUGAGGACGUCCUCGCCAGGAUGGGUCGCUUAACGAAUUAAAAGAGCGAAGGCCUGGGGCUGCGCGGCGGAGGGGGGGCGGCUGCACACACACACGCAGGGACCACUGGCAGCCCUUCUAAAGGAUUUUAUUGGAAUAUAAUGCUCGCUCAGCCAUUACGUCCUCGCGAUGCCUGGCUCGGACCCUGAGGAGCCCUGGGAGCCUCCCGCUCCCCCUCCCCUGCCCGGGCCUGGACACCACCGGCCCAAGGCACUCGGCCGAUGACGCUUCCCGCUCCUGGUGCAGCAGCUGCCUUAUAAUCUCGACUUCCUUUCAUGGACUCACGGUCGGACAUGACAGGAGCGGCAGAGGCAGCAGCCACAGCAGCAGCAGCGGAGGCGGAGGCCGGGGGCGAUAGCUCGUGGGGGCCGCAACUUGUGCGCCCGCCGCCCCCACAGCUGACGCGGGGGAGGGGGCGCAUGGGGAGGGGGCGCGCGCGGACAUAAGCCCCAUGCACCAUGUCCGAGUGCUCGGAGUCGGUCUCGGAGGAGGAGCGCAGCUUGUUCCGGCCCUUCACCAGAGAGUCACUAUCAGCCAUCGAGACGCGGAUCGCGGAGCAGGAGGCUCGCCAUCGGGAGCUGGAGCGGAAGCGCGCGGAGGGGGAGGAUGAGUAUAUGGGACGGAAGAAAUCGAAAAAAGAAGUGCGGUACGAGGACUCGGACGAGGACGAGGGUCCGCAGCCGGAUGCAACGCUGGAGCAGGGCGUGCCCAUACCUGUGAGGAUGCACGGCAACUUCCCCGCCGAGCUGGCCUCCACGCCCCUGGAGGACAUCGACCCCUUCUACCACAACCAGCGGACAUUUGUGGUGAUCAGCAAAGGGAAGGACAUCUUUCGCUUUUCGGCAACGGACGCGCUAUGGAUUCUGGACCCGUUCAACCCCAUCCGCCGGGUGGCAAUCUACAUCCUCGUCCACCCGCUCUUUUCUCUCUUCAUCAUCACCACUAUCCUCACCAACUGUAUCCUCAUGAUAAUGCCCAGCUCACCAAAAGUCGAGUCAACAGAAGUAAUAUUUACCGGCAUCUACACAUUUGAAUCAGCCGUAAAGGUGAUGGCCAGAGGAUUCAUCCUACAGCCGUUCACCUACCUUAGAGAUGCAUGGAACUGGUUGGACUUCAUUGUCAUAGUUUUAGCUUAUAUCACAAUGGGAAUCGACUUGGGAAAUCUGGCAGCCUUAAGGACUUUCCGAGUGCUUCGAGCUCUCAAGACGGUCGCCAUUGUACCUGGUCUGAAAACCAUCGUGGGUGCUGUGAUAGAAUCCGUGAAAAAUCUGCGGGAUGUGAUCAUUUUGACCAUGUUCUCUCUUUCUGUAUUUGCGCUUAUGGGCCUGCAAAUCUACAUGGGUGUGCUCACACAAAAAUGUAUUAGAAAUUUUCCCAAUGAUGGGUCUGCAGGCCCACUAACCGACGCGAACUGGUUUGCUCAUGCUAGUAACAAAACAAAUUGGGAGUGUAACGACGAGGACGCCCGCGACUGCCCGCUGUGCGGGAACUCAUCGGGCGCCGGGAUGUGCGAGCCGGGCUACACGUGCAUCCAGGGGUUUGGCUCCAACCCCAACUAUGGCUACACCAGCUUCGACACGUUCGGCUGGGCGCUGCUCUCCGCCUUCAGGCUCAUGACGCAAGACUACUGGGAGAACCUCUACCAGCUGGUACUGCGCUCAGCCGGGCCCUGGCACAUGCUCUUCUUUAUCGUCAUCAUUUUCCUCGGGUCGUUCUAUCUGGUGAACUUGAUCCUCGCUAUCGUCGCCAUGUCGUACGACGAGCUCCAGAAGAAGGCAGAGGAGGAAGAGGCCGCCGAAGAGGAGGCUAUAAGAGAGGCCGAGGAGGCCGCCGCAGCCAAGGAGACGAGACGGGUGAAUCGCGUCGCCGCACACGAGGCCAAGGUGCACGCCGCGGCUGAGGCGGCGGCGGCGGCGGAAGCUGCGACUCACGAGGCAGACACUGCGGGCAGCGUCGCCAAGUCGCCGUCAGCGUUUUCGUGUCAAAGCUACGAACUGUUCGUGGGCCAGGAGAAGGGCAACAUUGACGACAACAACAGGGAGAAGAUGAGCAUCCGGUCGGACGACUGCGCCGAGUCGCUGAGCGAACACCACACCCGCGCGGGCCAGACAAAGUCGCGGAAGAUGAGUGCAGAUAGCCUCACGGAGGCCAGUUUGAGUCUUCCUGGGUCACCGUUCAACAUCCGGAGGGCUUCCAGAAGUUCACACCAGUUUGCCAUGAGGAACCCGCCCCGCGCCGGUCGCUGGGGUGGAGACCGAAAGCCUCUGGUGCUCAACACUUACCUGGAUGCUCAGGAACACCUCCCUUACGCCGACGACUCGAACGCCGUCACGCCCAUGUCGGAGGAAAACGGCGCCAUCGUGGUGCCUGUCUACUACACCAACCUGGGCCACUCGUCGCGCCACUCGUCCUACACGUCGCACGCCUCGCGACUGUCGUACACGUCCCACGGCGACCUGCUGGGCGCGCUCGGCGGCCCCAUGGCCAAGCAGCCCACCAAGGAGAGCCGGCUGCGCUCGCGCUCGUCGCGGGCGUCGCAGGCCUCGCAGCAGUCGCACGUCAUCACGCAGCAGCCUACCUACCGAGAAUAUGAGCCGUCCGCAGACCUGGGUGAGGAGCAGCGCUCCAAACUUCAGGACAACCCCUUCAUAGACUCGGGACACGUCCAAAACAUAGUCAACAUGAAAGACGUGAUGGCGCUGAAUGACAUUAUAGAACAAUCUCAGGGUCGACAGUCACGGCAAAGUGAACAAGCAGUGUCUGUCUAUUAUUUUCAACAAACAGAAGAAGACGAGGAGGAGCCUACUUUCAAGGAGAAGCUGAUAGCUGCCUCCUUGCGGGGCAUCGACGUGUUCUGCGUGUGGGACUGCUGUUGGUGCUGGCUUAAGCUCCAGCACUACGUCAGCCAACUUGUCUUCGACCCCUUUGUGGAGCUUUUUAUCACACUCUGCAUCGUGGUCAACACGCUCUUCAUGGCCCUCGAUCACCAUGACAUGGAUCCAGCUAUGGACAGCGCGUUGAAAAGCGGCAAUUACUUUUUCACUGCUACUUUCGGUAUCGAAGCGACACUGAAACUUGUUGCCAUGAGCCCAAAGUUCUACUUUCAAGAGGGCUGGAACAUCUUCGACUUCAUCAUCGUAGCGCUGUCUCUGCUUGAGCUCGGUCUUGAGGGGGUGCAGGGCUUGUCGGUGUUGCGGUCCUUCCGUUUGCUCCGAGUGUUCAAGCUUGCCAAGUCGUGGCCCACGCUCAACUUGCUCAUAUCUAUCAUGGGUCGGACCAUGGGCGCCUUAGGUAACUUGGUCUUUGUAUUGUGUAUCAUUAUCUUCAUCUUCGCCGUGAUGGGAAUGCAGCUCUUCGGCAAAAACUACUACGAUAAUGUGGACAAAUUCCCUGGGGGCGAGAUGCCGCGGUGGAACUUCAUUAACUUCAUGCACUCGUUUAUGAUUGUCUUCCGAGUCCUUUGUGGAGAGUGGAUCGAAUCAAUGUGGGACUGUAUGCUCGUUGGAGACUGGUCUUGUAUCCCUUUCUUCCUGGCCACAGUAGUGAUCGGCAACUUGGUCGUAUUAAACCUUUUCCUUGCCUUGCUCCUGUCCAAUUUUGGGUCUUCCAAUCUCUUCGCCCCCACGGCGGACAGUGAGACAAAUAAAAUCGCUGAGGCUUUUAACCGGAUAUCAAGGUUUAUUAACUGGAUUAAGAUGAAUGUAGCGAAUGUUUUAAAAAUGGUCAGAAACAAACUAACCAACCAAAUAUCAGACCAAACUGCACAUUCAAAUCGAGAUCUGGACCUGGAUCUUGGAGCCGACGAAAUCCUAGCAGAUGGAGGUCUGGUAUUCAGAGACAAGAAAAGUCCCAACACUCAGCUCGAGAUGGCCAUUGGCGAUGGCAUGGAGUUUACCAUACAUGGAGACCUGAAAAACAAGCUCAGGAAGGGAAAAUUCCUAAACAAUGCCAAAUCAAUAGGAAAUUCAAUCACUGGAAACCACCAAGACAAUCGUUUUGAAAGCGAUUUUAUAAAGCACAGAUACGACGAUGACAAUAUUAGCAAUCACUCUUAUGGGAGCCACAAAAAUAGGCCUUUCAAAGAUGAGAGCCAUAAAGGUAGCCUCGAGACUCUAGAUGGCGAGGAAAAGAAGGACGCCAGCAAAGAGGACUUGGAGGGCGAGAGGGUAGAGACAGACUUAGAAGGUGAUGUGGAGGGCGAGGGUGAGGGGGACAUGGACGAGAUCAUCAUCGCCGAUAACACCGAGGAUGUGUUGGUGGGCGAGUACCCCGCCGACUGCUGCCCGGACAACUGCUACAAGCGGUUCCCCUUCCUGGCCGGCGAUGACGACGCGCCCUUCUGGCAGGGCUGGGCCAACCUGCGACUCAAGACUUACCAGCUGAUCGAAAAUAAAUACUUCGAGACGGCUGUCAUCACUAUGAUUUUACUUAGCAGUAUGGCCCUGGCAUUGGAAGACGUCCAUUUACAGAGUAGACCUAUUUUACAAGACAUACUUUAUUACAUGGACAGAAUAUUUACCGUCAUCUUCUUUAUCGAAAUGUUGAUAAAGUGGUUGGCGUUAGGGUUUCGAAAGUACUUCACUAAUGCCUGGUGUUGGCUCGAUUUCGUCAUUGUUAUGCUGUCUCUGAUAAACCUAGCUGCCAUUAUGGCCGGCGCGGCGGACAUACCCGCAUUUCGGUCCAUGCGAACGCUGCGCGCCCUCCGCCCCCUGCGAGCCGUGUCGCGUUGGGAGGGCAUGCGCGUGGUAGUAAAUGCCUUGGUCCAGGCUAUUCCUAGUAUCUUCAACGUGCUGUUGGUGUGCCUCAUAUUUUGGCUUAUUUUUGCCAUUAUGGGAGUCCAACUGUUCGCCGGAAAAUAUUUUAAGUGUGUGGAUGCAAACAAGACGACUCUGAGCCAUGAAAUUAUACCAGACAAGAAUGCCUGCAUAGCAGAAAAUUACACAUGGGAAAAUUCACCGAUGAAUUUUGACCAUGUCGGCAAGGCCUAUUUAUGUCUCUUCCAAGUAGCAACAUUCAAAGGAUGGAUUCAAAUUAUGAAUGAUGCCAUUGACUCCAGAGAGAUCAACAAGCAACCAAUUAGGGAGACAAAUAUCUACAUGUACCUGUACUUUGUCUUUUUCAUUAUUUUCGGCUCAUUUUUCACUUUAAACCUGUUUAUCGGAGUUAUCAUCGACAACUUCAACGAGCAAAAGAAAAAGGCUGGAGGAUCCUUAGAGAUGUUCAUGACUGAAGAUCAGAAGAAAUAUUACAAUGCAAUGAAAAAGAUGGGCUCAAAGAAGCCUAUGAAGGCCAUUCCAAGACCAAGGUGGAGACCUCAAGCCAUAGUGUUCGAGAUUUGUACGGAUAAAAAAUUCGACAUGUUUAUUAUGUUGUUCAUUGGUCUCAACAUGUUGACCAUGACACUUGACCAUUAUCAGCAGGCUGAAACAUUUAGUACGGUGCUGGACCACCUUAACAUGAUAUUCAUUGUAAUCUUCAGUUCUGAAUGUCUUAUGAAAAUAUUUGCUCUACGGUAUCACUACUUCGUAGAGCCAUGGAACCUUUUCGAUUUUGUAGUAGUAAUUCUAUCAAUAUUAGGUCUUGUACUGUCCGAUAUUAUUGAGAAAUAUUUUGUCUCGCCCACGUUACUUCGAGUGGUGCGAGUAGCGAAAGUAGGUCGAGUUUUGAGGUUGGUUAAGGGAGCCAAGGGCAUCCGAACGCUGCUCUUCGCGCUGGCCAUGUCUCUGCCAGCGCUCUUCAACAUCUGCUUGCUCCUCUUCCUCGUCAUGUUCAUCUUUGCCAUCUUCGGCAUGUCGUUCUUCAUGAACGUGAAAGACAAGAGCGGGCUCGAUGACGUGUAUAACUUCAAGACCUUCGGCCAGUCUAUGAUCCUGCUCUUCCAGAUGUCGACAUCAGCGGGUUGGGACGGUGUGCUGGAUGGCAUCAUCAACGAGGAGGAGUGCGUGAAGCCUAACAACGAGAUGGGCAUUCCGGGUAACUGCGGCUCCUCCACUAUCGGCAUCACGUUCCUGCUGUCGUACCUCGUCAUUUCGUUCCUUAUCGUUAUCAACAUGUACAUCGCUGUCAUCCUCGAGAAUUAUUCUCAGGCGACAGAGGACGUGCAAGAGGGCCUGACUGACGAUGACUAUGACAUGUACUACGAGAUAUGGCAGAACUUCGACCCCGACGGCACGCAGUACAUCCGCUACGAUCAGCUGUCAGACUUUCUGGACGUGUUAGAGCCGCCCUUACAGAUACACAAGCCCAACAAGUACAAGAUCGUGUCUAUGGACAUUCCCAUCUGCAAGGGCGACCUCAUGUUCUGCGUCGAUAUCCUCGACGCCCUCACUAAAGACUUCUUCGCCCGCAAGGGCAAUCCCAUUGAAGAGACGGGUGAAUUAGCCGAGGUACAGCCGGGCCGGCCGGACGAGGCGGGCUACGAGCCCGUGUCCUCCACGCUGUGGCGUCAGCGCGAGGAGUACUGCGCGCGCCUCAUCCAGCACGCCUGGCGCAAGCACAAGCUGCACCGCGGCGGAGGCGUGUCCUCUGACGAGGGCGGCCCCAACGCCGGCGACGACGCUGGCAGCGGCGGUGGCGGCGGCAGCGCUGGCAGCGCCGGCGAGGACGGCGACGACGAGUCAGCAGGCGGCGGUCGGCAGACGGCCGUUCUCGUCGAGUCGGACGGCUUCGUGACGAAGAACGGUCACCGCGUGGUGAUCCACUCGCGGUCGCCCAGUGUGUCUUCGCGCCUUGCGGAUGUCUGAGGAAGGUCGCGUCCCCCUCUCCCGUUCACGCACAUGAGCCCCGCUGUCCUCAGCGACACCGAGUAGGCAAAUGAGCGGACAGCCACGCGCGGCCCCCGCGGCCCCCGCGCCCGCCGCUCAGCUCCCCCUCCGCCCCCGCCCAUCUGACCCUCUUCCCCGGGUCGGCGGGUGGCAGGCGGGCUGGGGUUGCUUUCGGCCGGGCGUGAGGCUCAUCGGCCGCGGAGGUUGGGCGGCGGCAGUUCUCGUCCCCACGGACUCGCGGGGGUGGCUGGUGCCAGCGCGCGGGCCCGGCCCCCGCCUUCCCCGUUGGGGCCCGCCUGCGCGCCCCGCUCCUCUCACCCCCUGGGGGGACGACGCGUGAACAACAGGGGGAGGGCGCGACGUUAAACUACUAUCUGCUUCGGUAGAUUUUUUAGCAAUAUUUUUUAAUGAAUUGAACUUUUUGCGUACGUGUAUUUUUUUUCUCGAGUGAAGUUGCAUGGUACGUGCGAGAGGACUCCCCUAAUGAUCUCCAUUGGACCUAACGGCCUGAAAACACGAUUUUUUUUUGUAGUGGACUUUGCAACUGCCAAUGUAAAUUAAUUAAUUGGGCCCAAAAAUGGAAUGGAGAAAGGGAGACGCCAUACCGGCUUGUAUUACGAGGCAAGGUGGUGUUGGUUUUAGGAAAGCUAUUUCUGGAGCGCUCACAACGACUUGUUUUUACUAGAAUUGUGUACGGUCUCCGUACAGUCUUUAUUUAACUGGGCGCCCUUAAGACUUCUACUUGUUUGGUGUGGGUUCAUCAAGACAAGAAAAAGAAGAUACUGUGAAGUUGGAUUGAAGCCUAGCGCCACAUCGACCACCUGCUCCUGAGGUUGACCCACCUGAUGCUUGCAAACAAUAAGUGCUUGUCCAUUUUUUAAAAGAUAUCUAUUUCAUUGGUAAAGUACUGGGCAAAAGUGCUUUUGCUUCAAAAUAAUUUCUAGACAAUUUUAUUAUUGAAUCACAAGGCAAGUUUACUGAAUCUUUUUUUUUUUAUGGAAGUGUUUGUGUGUGUGCCAGCCAGCUGUUUGGACGCGUCCAGCGCGCUGCCGGUCAGUUCUCUGGCAUUUAGUCUGCUGGGGCAACCCACUUGUUGAUUUCCUGCACAUCAUUUUUGUGUCAGUUUUAAAUAUACCACUUUUAAAGCGUGCUGUAAAUAUUGUUUUUGUAUGUGGUAGCUUUUUUUCUACCAUAUAUGAAUGAGAUUAAGAUUGUUAUACGAAAUGAUUGUGUUUGUCACGACACCAUGAUAAAUGAAUGUCACUGCCUUUGGUAUUGUAUUGUAUUAAGUACAGUGCAACCACCAUGCACCUGUCAUCGAAGUGUUGUGUGAAGCACAUGGAUUGCAGCUCCACUAUUGUGUGCGCACAACCCUGCUUCUAAUUCUGACACAAAAAUUAAAUCUACCUAUUUCUUUACUUUUUGUACUUUUUCUCUAUAUUUUCUCUGAGUUAUCCUGUUGGAUGGGAAGCAAGUGGUGGCCCCACCAUACAGCCAAGGCAGAAAAGGAGAGAUGAAAGUGUACAUGUUAGCUCCUAAAAUCAAAAUGUGGCAGAAAUCAAAUUUGACAGGUUUUAGGAGGUAGGUGAAACUUCAUGUGUUUGGUGUUUGCAACCUGUGUGCUGCCAGUAAGGAGACCUGACAGGGCUCUUGAAACAAACUUGACUUGUUAUUUUGUUUAAAAUGAAUUUUUAAAAAAUAUUUCCAAGGCACAAAAUAUUAUGGAAUUGUUAUGUAAAUAAAAUUGUUUAGGGAGCCUUUGCUGCCCAAGCUUAAGGUGCAGAUGGACCUUGAGUGUUUCUGUACACGCUGGUCAACACGUCCUUCUUUUUCUACCAUGUCUUUUUUUAUAUAGUUCAGGUACAAGGGGCUUUCAUUAAGAGCCGCUGUCAGAGGUGAGAUUGAGGUAGAAAUGGGAGGGAUGUAGUGGAAUCAACCACCAUAAUAUGCAAUUUUAAAAAUGGCUUUGAAUUGAGGAUUGUUGCUCAAAGUUUAUCCAGAAUAUAUAUUAACUAAGGUAUUGUUGUUUAUUGAUGAUAUCACUGUUUUCAUUAUUCAUACCUCAUAUGAUCAAAGAAAUAAUUAACAGAACGAAAUAGAAUAUCAUCCAGAUUUGGAGUCAAGGAAAUUAUAAAGGGUUGUACUAUGUCAGUGUACUGUUUGCUAAUCGCAAUUUCUGUGUGCUGCUGUCAAUGCACUUCGUGGUGUAAAAAUACUUGACCUUACUAUUUCAAAUUUAAAUCCUAUGUGAACCAACCGGUUUCAAAUCCUCAAGUUUGCACUUUUGACAUGAUUAAUUUAAAUUUAACAGAAAGUCUCAAUACUUGGGAAGUUGGCACGCACAGUUCCAUUAAGGCACAAUUUUUCUAAAGAAAAAGUAUUUCUUAUGUUUUGUAAGCAAUGUAUGACCUAGUUUGCUUAUUUGUCAUUUAUUUUUCAACUGAAUUUUAACAGCACGUUUGCAUUGAUGAUUCAUUGAUGACCAUGUUGGGCCUCACUGAUGACUGGGGGCUCACUGGAGGUUAAUGGAAGUGGCUUAUGAGCCCUACUAAUUCCGUUUUGACCGUCCACAUUUUCUCUCCUGAUGUACUUAUGAGAAAGAUGUAUGGCUUUGGUUCUUAAGUAUGGCCAUUUCUUUUAAAGUAGCUAGAAUGUUUUGGAUCUGUAACUGAUGUAAAGACGUGUGAGGUGUCAAUAGUUUUAGAGACGUGUUUCUGAAAUAACUGCAGACCAUGUCUGCUUUGAGGGUGAAGUCAAUAUUUCAAUAUUGACUGUUAGGUUGCUCAAGACUGUUUGCAUUUUCACGCCUACCCCAAAGCCACGCAUCCUCCCACGGAAGAAUGGCAUGUCUGUCGGUGUCUGUUAGAAAUCAUUUUGGAAUCUACUCGAUAUCCACAGACAUGUGCUUUCCGUGUGGGUCAAUUAGCAUGAUUACAGAUUAGGGAGGUGAAAAGAUUCAUUGUUGGUGGAAGCCCUAAGAUGAGCCACUCUGAAACGGUACUUUGAGAUGUAAAAGUUUUUUACUAGAUACUUUUAAAAUCAGAAAUCUUAUAACGUUCCUGUUAUUAGGUAAUACCUUGUACAAUUUUUCUACUGUGCAUCUAGAAUUCUAUCAAUUACAGUUCCUAUAUUUUUUGACCCACAGUUUGAAGUAUUCUGAGCUAGCAAUAUAUCAGGCAUGGCAUUUUGAUCCUUUCAGUUGGUUUGUCUUCCUCUAUCACCCCACCUUAAUUUCUGCAAAACUAUUACUGAUGCUUGUUUGCAUUUUUGUUGUUACUUGGUUGAGCUUGGUGGUGACACUGUUGGCUUUACUUUAAAACAUGGCAUUGAAGUAGCUGAAGUCAGCGAAAAAGGCGUACAGCUGUCUUCAACUCAUUUCAACUAAACUUAACCUAGUGAUCAUAAUUGAUAUGUUCUUUCAUCAUCCAUGUUUUAUAUUGCAAACAAAUUGUGAGGAUUUUAAAAAUAUGGCUUUUCUCUAAUAAUUUUAUUUCUUUGCCUAGCAAGCACUAUGUGUCAACAGUAAAACUUCAAAUUGGGAAGAUUAAGAACGCCUUUUGGCAUGUCACUUAAAAACUUGACUAUGAAUACUUGUUUUUUUAUCUGUUCUCAAGUUAACAUUGCCUCUUUUUUGUGUGGUCUGCUGACAGAUUUUCCUACAAGUGAUUAGAUAACUAAUUACCAUGCAUCUAAAAAUUUGUUUUGUGACAUACCAGUCAACAAUACCGAUAUAAGUGAACAAUUAAUAACAAUCACAAGUUCAUCAAUAAGUCAUACAGUAUUGAGUUCUUUACAGGUUGUUUGUUUGUGGACAUCCUGUACGAAAGUAUAAAAUCAAUCUUAAAAUAUUGUAAAGAUUACAUUGACGUGAGAAAGGGGCAGUUUUUAAACGUUUUUAUACCAUGAAUGUCUUGGAGAUAAAAAAAAUUAAGCAAAUCAUAAUGACCUUGUACAGUUUUGUUAUGUGAUGUUGGUUGUAUCAAAAUUGGCACAUGUGCUCUGAUAUUACUAGUGAUACGGUUAAGCUUUUAUUGGGAGCAACUUUGACCUCAAAUUAAUGUCUGGCUGUUAUUGAUUCCCCUGAAGAAAAAAUUGCUUCUCCUUGUUAUUUUUAACUAUUAUGUGAUAACAGAAUUAAGUGCACUGUAUUUUGUUUGUUUUAAUAAUCAGGAACACUUUAAAAACAGAGGAAAAGCUCAUGAUAUUCUCAAGUCGCUCAGAUUUUAUAUGUUUUCUGUAUAAGAGCAAUAGGGGUGCAGUGGAUGUUUCCUAUAGACCACUUGUAAUGUACAUCACAAACAACAUUUAUAUGAAGAACCUUUUCAAAACAUUUACGAAGUCAGAGAUCUGUUAUUCAAAAUUUAAAUAAGAGAAUAUUAUGCAAAGAAUUGAAAAACUGUAGAGCAUUGAAUGCAUUACUCUUGCAAACAGUACAGAAGGCAAUGUGCAGCCCAUGUUAAACAACCACUUAGUGUUAAACUGAAACAUUUCUAUGAUAAAUCUUGAAAGAGUAUACUUAACAUCCCCAGUUAUUGUUGAAUUCAUCUUUUUUUUAAUGAGUUCAUUCAUCUCAUUAAGGGAUAAACUUGGAGGUUUCCAAAAAGUACUCCACAUCACAAUUUCUGCCUGUUGGCGGCUACUUCCUUGUACAACUACGAGCUGAUUGCUAGCUGCACUGACUGAGAAAAAUAAAGCUUUUUUCAAAUAAGGCAUACUAUUAUGCAUUUGUUUAUGAGUUCAAUAAAGAGGGUGCGUGCACUUUUUUUAAAGAUGUA